GGGAACAAAACAUAAACAACGCGCACAGGUCGCCUUCUCGCAAGAAGCAGCCCCCCCUCUUCCACCCCUCUGCCUCAAACCCCCCAGCUAUCUCGCUAUCAUCAUCGCAUCGCAUCGCGCAUCGCGAUCCAAACGACUUCCUAGCGUUUCUCGCCGUAUUCGGCCCACAACACAACCGCACAACCGUCACAUCUGAAGUCGCCUCGCUUGCGCGAUCACAGUGGUGUCAAACACGUCUUGAAUUUCGACAACCCUCUCUCUUUUGUCAUCAUGAGCGGAAACGCUUGGCUCGCGCGACAGCGCAAGUCGGACCUCGUCGAGAUUGCGCAGAUCCUUGGUUUAAAAAACUACGAGAGCUACAAGAAGACCGAGCUGGAGCUCGCCAUCGACGAGCACCUGUCCGACAAUGUUGCGCGGUACCAGGCCGACCCCCGAUUCCAGGACUACUUCAAGAGCCGCGCCCGCGCCGGCGGCUCCCCGAUAAAGAAGGAAUCUCUCGCGGGCCCUGACCUGAAACCGUCCCGAAGACGGGCGCCCAAACCGGUCGAGGAGGUUGCUCCGGCCGAAGAGGAAGAGAAGGAAGAAGAGGAGGAGGAGGAGGAGGAGGAGGAGGAGGGGGAGGGGAACGUAUCCGGGGAGGAACGCGCCGACACGCUGGCGAGCCAGGCGACCGAAACGGCACAGGCGGCCUCGAACGCGCUGGUGCGCACGCCCGGGCGCGCCCUCGCCAUGGCGUCGCGCCUGCAGCUGCCGGCGACGCCGGCGGACGUCGCGCAGGCGGUGGACCGCGGGACGGUGGCGGUGCGGGCGCGGGUGGCGUCGCUGUACCGCGAGUCGCGGCUGACCGAGGCGGCGCAGGCGACGCGCGCGUGGCUGUCGACGGUGCACUCGGUCGUGUCGGCCAUCGCGCUCUUCGAGCUGUACCGCCUCCGCCGCGAGGUCCUGCCCGACCGCUACGCCUUCACCAUCCCCGCCGUCCCCUUCCUCGGCACCCGCGACUACCCCGUCCACCUGCCCGACAUGUUCGCCCUCGUCACCGCCGGCUUCUGGGUCCCCGUCCUCACCUGGGCCCUCACCAGCGUCGUCCUGCCCAGCCUGGGCGGCUACUUCUUCAACCUGAGCUCCGCCGCCGCCGCCGCCGCGGCCCACGGCGCCCACCAACAGGCGGCGGCCGCCGCCGCGGGGACCAUUCGGACCAGGCGGUCCAGUACCGGUGCCGGUGGUGCCGGUGGUGCCGGUGCCGGUGCUCCUGGUUCCGGCCACCGCCCGGUCGAGUACGUCGUCGACCCGGUCAUGUUCAGCAUCGUCAAGGCGAUCGUGACGUACGUGGUGUACGCGCAGGGCGUCACGUUCGGCGGCCUCAUCGACCCGGAGGCCGUCAGCAGGAUCAACUCGGCCCUGUACUCGGGCUGGCGCGGGGUGCUGGUCGGCACCGCCGUGUCCGGGGUGACGGCCGUGUACGACGCCGUGCUGAGGAAGUAGUAGUAGGCUUUCGAAUCGAAUCACGAAGAAAGAGGGAGAGACAUAGGGUUAGGGAAGGGGGACGACGCUGGGUUUUCUGGUCUUUGUUACGUUACUGGGUGGUGUGGCGACUGGUUGUCGCCGCUUGUUUGUUUGUUUGUUUUCUGUUUGGUUUAGUUUGGUUUUGAUUCUUGUGGGCUGGCUCGGCUUUUUUUUUUUUCUUGGAGAAUGGCGGAAGCCGAGGUCGCGGCAGUAGUGUGAGCAGCUUUUGUUGCUCACUAACCUUUUUUUUAGUGCGAGAGAGGGAGUAGUUGGUUAGUUUCAAGGCGUUCCAAGGCGUUGGGUUACUAUUCUUCCACCACUACCACCACUACCACUAUCACCACCACCAUCACCACCACCACCAUCAUCAUCCGCGUGAAUUUCUCUCUUAAGUUUGGUUACUCAUUUGGCUGCC
Molecule: messenger RNA, 1918 nt
Organism: Thermothelomyces thermophilus ATCC 42464
Lineage: Eukaryota; Fungi; Ascomycota; Sordariomycetes; Sordariales; Chaetomiaceae
Exons: 3
Coding region: 271-1482 (403 amino acids)
Cellular component (GO): membrane
Source: RefSeq, a predicted model, not a curated record